Messenger RNA from Puccinia graminis f. sp. tritici CRL 75-36-700-3, 951 nucleotides. RefSeq lists its product as uncharacterized. NCBI's taxonomy places the organism in Eukaryota, Fungi, Basidiomycota, Pucciniomycetes, Pucciniales, Pucciniaceae. Gene Ontology annotation, cellular component: glycosylphosphatidylinositol-N-acetylglucosaminyltransferase (GPI-GnT) complex. The record is from RefSeq and is a predicted model, not a curated record. Bases 37 to 639 code for a protein of 200 amino acids. The transcript has 4 exons. Gene Ontology annotation, biological process: GPI anchor biosynthetic process.
AAAAAAAAAAACAAGAGGUUGACCCGGAAAGAUGGAAUGCAGCCAUCAUCUUCCAGGGAGUGGACACUGACUAUCCAGCACCUCGGUCCAACCACCAGGCUCUAUUCGCUCCACUCAAAUCGACCGGUCAUUCGAAUUUAUCAGGAUGCGUUAAUCAUAGGCACCAUCUCAGUCCUCAUCACGUGUAUGACUUGGCCCUCUCUUCCGGCGUUGAUAUUAUUGAUUUUCGCGAUUGCUUGGAUUUACAGGAAAUUGACCAAAGUGUACUCAGAAAGCGUUCUAAUCCUGGGUCCCUUAGGCAUCCAAUUGAGUUCCACAAACCUCGUGAGGGUGACACGCCGAUUCGUUGCACGUGAACAUAUACGCCAAGCAAUCAUUCAUGAAGCCAUUGUAGGCUGGGAUAUUGCUUUCUAUCUUGGAUUGAUCAUUGAGCCUGACGGAGCUCCAAUGUAUAUUCGACAAGUUUUUAAUCAUCUUCAACCUCCAGUGAAGUAUUUGGUAACCGUUUGGAAAGGCAUUAGGGAGAUUUUGUUCCAGGAGGAAAUUCAUAGAGUUGAUCAUACUGACAAUAGUCCUCUCGGGGGCGUAACAUCACUCAAACUCUCACCUGAUCUUGAAGAAAAUAAGCCUUGUCCUUAGUUUCGCUGAUUAUAAAUAAAUAUUCGUUGUAGUCUUUGAUCUUCUGCAUAUUUUCCUUCAUCUUCAAACACCUAAUACCUUUGUCUGAAUGUUUUUUCAAGCAAAUGUGUGUAAACUUCAUGUGUGUCACCCCUAAAGUAGUAGCUUUGUGCUCACAGGCCUCGAUAAGUUUGGUAGCCAAGGGAUUUUCUACCUUGCACAUUUGGAAGAUUUGUUUUUAUAUGUAUAUAGCUGACAUUAUUGGUUUUGAAUGGACCAUUUUAUGUAUUUACUCGUCUUGACUGUCUGGUAACCAUAAGAAAACACAAACCU